AUGGCAGACAAAGACUCCUUCCUCCAUCUCGCCCGUCCCCUCGGCCCAGCUCCCGUUGGCGCUCAGCCCUCGACCGCUCCAUUGGGCGUCGUCAUCCAGCCCCAGGCUAUCUUCUCAAUUCUUGACCACUCUCUCCGCCGACCGGCCGACCAGGAACGCGUGAUUGGCACUCUUUUGGGCACCCGCAGCGAGGAUGGCACCGAGAUCGAAAUCCGCAACUGCUACGCAGUGCCGCACACCGAGACGGCCGAGCAGGUCGAGGUCGAUAUGGACUACCAGAAGCAGAUGCUCGCCUUGCACCUGCGCGCGAACCCCCGCGAGGUUUUGGUUGGAUGGUAUGCGACGAGCAGUGACUUGAACACCUUCUCCGCCCUUAUCCAAAAUUUCUACGCAGGCGGACAGCAGGGAGACGGAACAUGGCCGCACCCCGCCGUCCAUCUGACUGUCUCCACCGUUCCGGGCCAGGACAUCGAGAGCAGGACGUACAUUUCUGCGCCAAUUGGCGUGACUGCUGAGCGCGCCGCCGACUCGUGCCUUUUCAUCCCCGUGCCCCACGAGAUCAAGUACGGCGAGGCAGAGAAGUCCGGUUUGGAGCUCAUCUCAUCUGCCAAGGACCGUGAGGACCGAUCGCAACCCAUCAUCACAGACCUCGAGGCGCUGGAGCGUUCCGUGCAGCAGGUUUUGGACAUGUUGGAGCGUGUGUCAAACUACGUUAACAACGUGUUGGACGAGGAGGCUCAGCCAUCAUCGGCGUUGGGACAAUUCCUCAUGAACGCACUCAGCCUGGCACCCAAGGUUGACCCUGCCGACAUUGAGCGCGACUUCAACAACCACAUCCAGGACGUCCUCCUCGUCUCAUACCUUGCCAACACCAUCCGCACUCAGAUCGAUCUCUCCAAUCGCCUCGCCACCGCAGCACUCACUCUCGGCACUGGCGACGCGCUGACAGGCGAGGGCGGCGAGAAGCGCGAGGGCGGCGACAACAACAGGCAGAAAGGCGACAGGAGGGGCGGCAAGGGCAGGCAGCAAAGAGCGCAGGAAGCAUGA
Aaosphaeria arxii CBS 175.79 is the source of this 1047-nucleotide messenger RNA. Its product is annotated as eukaryotic translation initiation factor 3 subunit F. Gene Ontology annotation, biological process: translational initiation. Gene Ontology annotation, molecular function: translation initiation factor binding; translation initiation factor activity; metallopeptidase activity. The transcript has 3 exons. NCBI's taxonomy places the organism in Eukaryota, Fungi, Ascomycota, Dothideomycetes, Pleosporales. Gene Ontology annotation, cellular component: eukaryotic translation initiation factor 3 complex, eIF3m. Bases 1 to 1047 code for a protein of 348 amino acids. The record is from RefSeq and is a predicted model, not a curated record.